GUGUUUGUAACGCAGACAUGGCGCUGCUGUAACGUGAACACACGCACUGAAGGCAAAGCGCCGCUGCUAGGGAGCGACAAUCACUCUGAAUGCUUUUCUUUACGGGAUUUAUAUUCACCAGGAUCGGCGUUUCUUUUUCGUGCUUUUCCCAGUUCUUGGAUUGAGAUAUUCGAGUUGAUUUAACGCGCGGCUCUUUGAGCCCUGAUGUGAUUUCAAAUUGGUACAAAGUUGCAGUUCCCGGAGCUGCCAGCCAGUCAGCCUUACCUACUCCGUGCUGGACGGACACGCUGCUCCUGUGACCUUACAGACGACGAAAAGGAAGGGGGGGCUAGAAAAGUUCUGUCACUUCAGCCAGCUUCGGCAGUUUGCCUUUUUUUCACCGCUUCACAGUUGGCCAGGCUGACUUUCAAGCCGGGGAGGUCAGCGAUUUUGCCACCAUGCCGGCUAAAACGAAAUACAAUCUAGUGGACGACAAUCAUGAUUUACGAAUUCCUUUGCACAACGAAGAAGCUUUCCAGCACGGCAUCAAUUUCGAGGCAAAGUAUAUUGGAAGCCUGGAUGUCCCCAGACCGAACAGCAGAGUGGAGAUUGUCGCGGCUAUGAGGAGAAUACGGGUAAGGAUUUUGGUCACCUGUGUGCCUUGUGGUCCCAGAAGAGAAAAUGAAACUUCGACUUCAUAUUUCUACUGUUUUGAAUAGAAAGACCUAAACUGUUGUGGGUUCAUAAAUGAUGAUGAUAACUCGGUGCCUUCCCAUAUUUGCUUAUUGUGUGAUCCGAUUUCCAGUGCCGGAUUGAGUGUAUGAUUUCAUGCUUAGUGAUAUUUAAUUUGUUUCAGUGGCUGUAAUGUGUUAAAUGUCUUGCAUCUCGCCGUAUCGAUGUAUGCUGGAGCCUGUAAGCACAUUUCCCACGGG
Molecule: messenger RNA, 911 nt
Organism: Polypterus senegalus (gray bichir)
Lineage: Eukaryota; Metazoa; Chordata; Cladistia; Polypteriformes; Polypteridae
Product: carboxyl-terminal PDZ ligand of neuronal nitric oxide synthase protein-like
Exons: 2
Coding region: 438-698 (86 amino acids)
Molecular function (GO): nitric-oxide synthase binding
Source: RefSeq, a predicted model, not a curated record